Molecule: messenger RNA, 20495 nt
Organism: Columba livia (rock pigeon)
Lineage: Eukaryota; Metazoa; Chordata; Aves; Columbiformes; Columbidae
Product: poly(rC)-binding protein 3
Exons: 3
Coding region: 127-1179 (350 amino acids)
Biological process (GO): regulation of RNA metabolic process; regulation of gene expression
Cellular component (GO): cytoplasm; nucleus
Molecular function (GO): mRNA binding
Source: RefSeq, a predicted model, not a curated record
GCCUCUGUAUUAAAGGCAAGGCUGGAUGCAGUUUUACUACUUUUAAUGAAAACAAGUGCAGUUCUCAGCCUCACAGCUUGUUGCUGGUGAUUUUCUCAAUGAUACGACGCUUGUGUGCCACUGAUAAUGCAGCAUUCAGCUAAUACAACACCGACAGCCUUACAACCUGUCCAAGUUUUGCUUCCCAGACCCGAACUCCAUUUACCCCACGGGUGCCGUGCGAGGGCUGCCAGCAGCCGAGAUGCUACGCAGCCCAGAGGGCGACCCCGGCUCCUCCACGGCGAUGCCCGGCUGAGCAUCCCCACUCCCUCUGACUCCGCAACGGCGCUUCUCCCCGCGCAGCAGCGCGACUCCCUCUCCGCGGCCGGUAGCCGGCACCUCUCGCCCCGCCGCCGACCGCCACCGGCGGUGUCGCCGUGGAGAGCCCCCCUUCCCACCCCGGGACCCCCGCCCGCGGGCGCGGCUCCCCGCCGCUGCCGCCCCGCCCCUGCCCCGGAGCGUCCCCGCGCCCCGGCCCGCAGCGGCGGGCGGCGGGGGGCGCCCGCGGGCGGCGGCGGGAGCGCGGGCGCGGGGGUGGCCGAGGAGCGGCGGCGGCGUGAACGCGGCUGCAGAGCCCCAGCGAGCCGCGGGAGCGGGAGCGCCGCGCCCGCCGCAGCCGCCGGAGCCGGGCGAGGAGCGAGCCCGGCCGCCCGGAGCCGCCGGGAGAGGGUCGCGGCCGCGGCAGCCCCGCGGGGAGGCAGCGAGGGGCCCCUCGCCGAAAGCGCGACCCCCCCCGCCCCGCCGCCCCGCCGCCUUCGCCCGCCCCCAGCGAAGAGAAACAAAACAAAACCCCGGCACGGCCACGCUCUCCCUCCUUCUCCUCUUGGCAUUUGGUGGUUGUUUUUUUUUUUAUUUUUUUUUUUUUGGUUUUUGUUUUUUGUAAUUUAUUUUUUCUUGGGGAUUCUCCUUUCUUCUGCCAGACUGACUUGCACCUUCUUGAUAAUUUCUCUUCCCCUCGUUUUUUUUAUACUCUUCUCCCUGCUUCCAAACCCUGUGUCUGUGUGUUUCAAUACUAUCACAACCUCUGCUAAAAAUAGACCUUUUUAUAUACCCUUCCUCCUCUCUGACCCCAUCCAACACCCCCUGUUAAGGUCAAGUUUUCUUCAGAUUGAGGUGGAAUCGUGGUUAAUGGACAUCUGAUGUGAUAGCAGUACUUGGUCCUGUGCAGCAACAUGUGGAGCUAGCUGAUCAUCAGCCAGGAGGGAGUCCUUGCUUAUUCUUCCUGUUUUGUGACGUCAAACAUGCAAUUAGGAGCAAGGCCGAGGUUGAAUUUUAAUAAACAAUUGGAGUGGUCUGUACUUUCUACAAUGAGGACAUGUACUGCACUUUGGUUGUCUCAUCAUGUUGGCUAGCAUGGCAUAUUUGGCUGAGCCUUUGUGCUGAGAAGCUUUUCCACAUCUCCUUGCUAUCAGAUCUGCACAUGUGGCAAUGCUCGUACUUAGAGGAUCUUUGGCUAAUUCAUCUCUGAAACUUUGGUGUCUGCUCUAGCAGUUUCCUUGGAGUGUAUGGACCUGAAAAGAGAGGCAAAGCUCAUUGUUGUAAAGGAAAGAUAUGAUAGGAAAUCUUGUAAAUUAUUGCAUUGUCUAAUAAAUUCAUUACAGUGUGAGAAAAAUCCUCCUGAACAGCUACGUUACGUCAUCUUUUCUCAAUCCUCACCCUGCCACUUUCCUACUGUGGUUAUUCUGAGGAUCUUUUCAGUUUGGCUGAUGAGUUGCUUGCUGAUGCCAGGGCUCAGCAAAUCGCUAGGUUCACAUUCCUGAGACCUUAAUGAGACUUAAGCACAUGCUGAAAUUCUUCUUGCUGAACAGUCGCAUAAGUGUGGGUGGAAAUAGUAAUGUGGCCUUAACUAUUACCAUAAAAAUUAAUUUUAUGUUAAAUGUUCUCUGUUUGAAAAUUGUAUGCAUUUUAAAACCUCUAGCUUUCACUUAUGUCAUAUUUAUACCUCAUAGAUUGAGUUUGGAAAUAUUACUGAUAACACCACUGGGAAAUAUCAUUUAACAAGUUUCAAGUUGCUACCAGCCCUGGGUCACUAUCCUUUUUGUGCUCUUUCAUUAGUUCAUGGUGGGAAAAGGAUGGCACGUGCUAUGAGGUUUUGGUGUAAUUUGAGAAAUCAGCACAUGCAACAGAGGUAUUGCUUGUUAUCUGCAACUGCAUUGAAAUUUCCUUUCUGCAGCUGGACAAGGAGAGAGAGCAACUGUGAGAACAUAUGUGCUUGAAAGCUUGUAGUCUCACAGCGUGGCAGAUUUGGCACAUGACAGGAGGGUUUUUCCCAGGGUGGUUGUUGUCGAUAAGGAUUUCCUUGACCCAUUCCUUCUCUUUGAUGCCAGCUCUCUCGCUAACCUCAGAGGAAGGGAUAGGGGAACUGGAAGCUGAAGUCCUUCUGAGCUUUUGACAUUUAUAUUGUGAGACAGCUGAGAUUGAGUUCAUUUUGCUAAGCUGCUCACCUAUAAUGGAUCUGUCACAGUGGCUUGACAACGUAUUUGGGUCCAUUUUGGGCAGCCUUUGCUGCUCAGUGCUCUCUCUGUGCAAGUUCCCAGCAAACCACUCAGAUUUAAUGCUGUUGAAUAGUGAGCCCUCCUCUCCCUCUCAGAAUGUGUCUAUCCUUUUCAUAGGCUUAAUAGGCAGUUGUCUGUUGCAGCUGUACUUGACCUUUGAAUAAGUAUCAAGUAGCUGAGAGCACCUCUUAAUUUGACACCAAUUUUUUCUUGUUUGGCUGUCAUAAAGAAGACACAGCCAAAUAAUGAGCGUUAUUUUGUGUUAAACUCCAUUCUGUUUUUUUCUGGAAUUAAAAAUCUGUUUGAGUUUCUGGUUUGUUAAUAAUUUACAAACAGUUGUUGGUUUGUUUCUGGUGUAAAUACAUGGUGUGGCUGAUGGGAAGGAAAAUAAUGGUAUCAACUGAAAAUCCAAUGUUCCUGCCAACUGUGUCUGGGAAACCAGGUUAGUUUUCAGAGACUGAAGCCGCUAGUAAACCAGGAAAUAAAUGAUUGCUUUUUCAUGUCCAACCACUAACGCUGAAAUUAUGUAAGUGUAUUUAACUCCAAGUUUAGGUUCAAAAUUGUGUUUUCUGCUCAGGUGCAGACCUAGUUGAAUCCGAAAUAUAGUUUCAGUCUUAGUGGAGCAGGAGGAUGUUCUACCUUCUCUCCAAUAACAUAAUUUUUUUCCAGUUCACAUCACUGAAAAAACUUGCAGGAAGGUAUCCAUUUCUAAAUAUAGUAAGCUGAGCUACAGGCUUUACCAAGAUCUGGGGAGCCAAGUGAAAAUGAAACCACUGACUGACUCUCUUCUAUACUAAUUCGUCUCCCAGGACUCCCCUUUUUGGAUUUCAUUUCCUUCCUUCCCUCUUCCUCCUCCCCCUCCCUUCAGUGCUGCUUUUAUUUUCACAAUAGUUAUAUAAUGCCGCCUGUCUGUCGGGAUGUAGCCUAUAUAGCAUAGCUUAUACACGUGCAGGUAGAUCUGUGUAAACCCUUAGACUUUCAGGUCACGUUAGAGACUUUGAAACAAGCUCGAGUUCAAAAGACCAGCAGCUUUCCCAGAGAAUGCCAGUCACCAGAGCAGUGCCCCGGUUCCAGGUUGGCACUGCGCGGUGCAUGGAGUUUAGGCUUAAUAGGAUAUUUUAGUAAUUUCUUCCUUCAACCUAUGCAGCCUCGUCUCCAACAAUACAGUACUGAACUGCUAUUUUUGUGUUUGCUGAGGCAGAUAGAAAUAACACUACUGGUCAAAGGGUGAUGUUUUAAGGGGUGUUUCCUUUCAAAAGAGGCAAAAGUUCAAUGGAUUUUGCCAUCAAAGUGUGGCAGUUGAAAGGUAACUAUGAAGACAGAGUGAAGCUCACUUCAUUCUCAACAAUGUGCAUUUAGCAAAGUCGUACUCUGAAGACUUUCUCACUGGUGAAGCUAACUGUAGGAAAUAAAAAUUUCUGUACCUGAUGCUUCUUUGUAGCUUGUUUUUGUGCCAUUCUCUCCCAGAGCUGUCCAUCUGUGACUUUCUAAUUUGCACAAUAUUGGUACACAUGCUGUUAGUCUUUCAUUACCUCCCCUUGCAAAUACGUCUGGGAUUGAGGGAAAGCACUUGACAAAUCCACUGCUCUUCUGAGACUUUUCCAGCACUUGCAGCAUGUGUGUUAAUUGUAAAAGCUGAAAUGAAAUACCUUGGGCUGCACUAACUCAUCAUCUCUUUUUCAAACAGCAUAUCUAUCCCAUAAAUCCUCUUAGAGAUAAAUUGAAAAAGCCUGUACAAAAGAUACAGCCUGGAUGUAAUAACUGAGCCAGUGUUCAACAUCAGCCCAUUAUUCAUGUACCUUUUUAUUUCUGCUUGAAGAUACACUUGACCAAACACCAUCUCCAGCUGCUGAAGUGCAGCAUUGGGAGACAGGAGACAAAUCUCCUGCAAGGGACCCACCCCGAGGGGACAAAAACCUUCUGUGGGUGUAAGGUAUGGACGGAAACAGUACUGCUUCUUUGUCAGUGUCAUUUAAAGCCCAUUUUUAGUUAUGCCUACAAGACAAAAUUGACAACCCUGUGGUAAAGCAGUGGUGUGUCAGAGACUACAGUUCACAGAUCAUUCAAACUAAAGAUUAUCAGGAGGUACUGACCUUGCAGAAACGCAUAUGUGCAAAAAAUUCUGAUUCCAUUUUUAAAAUGGAAGACGGAGACAAAGCCAAGGCACUUAUUCAGUCUUACAGUAAAUUCAUGUAUUCAGCAAGGAAAUUCAUAGGGUUUGGGUUGGAAAACACCUUCGAAGGCCAUCUAGUCCAACCUCUGCAAUGAGCAGGGACAUCUUCAAACAGAUAGGUUGCUCAGAACCCCAUCCAGCCUGGCCUUGCAUAUCUCCAGGGAUGGGACAUCUACCUCCUCUCUUGGCAACCUAUUUUGCCACCCUCAUUGUAAAUGUAACAAGCAUACAAUUUUCUGCAUAGAGCAAGUAGCCAACCUGGUGUGUGUGGUUGUUUUAUUUUUAUCCUCUCCUUUCUAAACCCCUUCUCAUGAAAUUAUGAUCACUGGCCAUUUGGGAGUGGAAAUACUGCACAGGGAGUGAAAAGCCUCAGCUGCUUUUAUCAAAUGAAAUAACUGUGUCUAAAAGGCCUCUGCCUAGAUGGCUUCUAGAGGGCUAUGUAGCAUGCUGGCUCUGUGUACACUGCACCGGUGACAGUAGAGCCUGGAGCCUAGGUAACAUGUUGGUUUCCCAAGUAGGUAGUUGCUGGAGACAUUUCAAAUGCUUUAUUGUCUUCAGAAUGAAACCUUUCUGCACAGGAUUGAUAAAUAUUAAUUUAACUCUUUGUGUGAAAUAGUUGCAACAUGACUGGAGAGGGGUCUGUUUUACAAGCUCUGAAUGUGGUAUCACCAGUCAGCCACGUGUCACAGCCAUGGGAUUAUAAGCAAUUUUGGGCAGAUAAAACGUCUGUUAUUCUGCUUUGUAUUGUGGCUGACACAAUGAGGCCCUGCUGCUACCUGGCUCUGCUGGGAGCUAUCAGCCUGGGAGAACUAUAGCAGCUAGGAAAUUUGUAAAAUGCACAGACAAGAUGUCCAGAUAAAAAGGGUACUGAAUCAAUGUGAAACUGAAAAGCUUUUGAGAGAUCUCCUGGUUAAACAUUUGCUACUCUUCUGUGUUGUUUCAUUCCCAACAAAAGAUUAGUUUCUUAUGAGGGAAAAAAAAAAAAAAAAAAAAAAAAAGACAUUUCUUCUGUAGAGAACAGUCAUGGUUGCAAAGUCAAAAGUGGAUUUUGCUCAAGAUAGAUAUUUUCUGGCCUUCCACUUUUCACCUUGUUGAUGGCAUCAUUUUAGUUCAAUAUUAUCUAAUGUGGAAAAAUCAACAAUUAAGAAACAUUUCUCAGCAUUUUGUGAUUUGGAAUAAUACUCUCUUUCAUAUUUUCAAUUUAUUUUCUGAAGCAACUUAUAUUAUUAUACCCCAUUUUAUGAGUGGAGUUUCAAAUGCCCUAGAAGCCUUUGUUUUGUGAAGUGGAUGAAGAGUUUCCAAGAUAGAAAAUUGUUUGGUCGAUUCCAAAAUUCCCUUUGAAUCUCAAAAUAUUUAGGGUUGUCAUGAAUACAGUAAUAAGCUGCUUCUUUUCAAAUUUUUUUCUUGUCCUUAUAAAACAAGAGCUCACUUUUUUUUUUAUUGUUGGGAUUAUCUUUUGAAAAAACAACAACAGCAAAUUAAGAAAAACCAACAACAACAACCAGGAAAAAAAAAAAAAAAGAAGCCAAAACAGCAAGAAUGGUGUAACUGGUUUUUUGUUAUCAGGAGUUUACUGUUUAUCAUGCUCUUGAACUUGCGAUGUGGUAGUUUUCUUCUCUGUCAUCGUAGUACAAAGCUAUAAGUUAGAAAUAUUAGAAAUAUUUGCAAUAUUUUCCUCAAAAAAUGUUUAGAUUCUAUCUUUCCAUUGGUGGUUGUCACCAAUGGCCUUGAACUUACGAAUGGUGUUUUAAGCGCGCUUACCUAAAAUCAUAUGCAAGGUAUGGUAAAAGAGGUCACACCUUCACUUAUAUUAGCUGACGAAAUUGGAGAACAACCCAGGAAGCUUUCAGGGAUACAGGGCCCUUUCCAGGUGAGUGAACAUUUCAGUAAGAGCAAGGUCAUUCUGCCCCGCCCACUGACUAGGUUGGGUGGCACCACAGCAGCUGUUUUGUAGAACCUUCUGUUUAUAGUGACUGGCAAUGCAACAGUAUAGAGAUUUGGAGGAGGCUGAAUGCACCAAUAAGUUUGUUUUCCAGGCGAAAAAAAAAGGAGUAAAGCUUGAUAAAAUGGAGGGGUUGACAGCAAUUAUGUGACUUCCUUAAUAAAGUCUCUGAAUUUUCUGGGCAAGGACAGUGGUGGAAGCACAAUCCAGGACUGAUUACUUGUAACAUUCACCUUAGAUUAAUACAGUUGUGGAAGGAGAGGACCUGCAAAAUGUGGGGUUUUUUGGUGUUGGGUGGUGGUAGUGUUUUGUUUUCUGUUUUUUUUUUUAUUUUUUUUUUUCCUUAGUAAAAUGAAUUAAAUUAAUACAGGUUUCUCACUUCUAGGACUGAAAGCCAUUAGUACAAAUGAGCACCCAUGUCUUUUGUUCUGACUUGGUUAUCUGCAGAAUAUCACUUGCAAAGUCGUGACAGCUGCAAAAGAUUGGUGGUAGGGAAAACAAGAGUUAUCUAUCUGAAGAAGGGACCUGUUGUAGCCUAACUGUAGUUAAAUAUAUGCUAUCUUUAGCAGGAACAUUUCUUUUAGCUGGAGUUGUCUCCCACGUGUACUUCAAAGGCUGGAGAUAUUGCAGUUUUUGUCAUAUUUCUUUUCCUUUGAAGGUUUCAAAAUUUCUUGAACAGUUCUAAGAAAGAAGAAAGAUACUUUUAAAUAUAUCCAUGACUCAGUAUAUUUCAAAUAUUUUUAAAGUCUGUAUUUUGCAUUCAGCAUGGCUUUGUUUACUGCAAAAUUGUUAGCAGAGAAUGAAUCUGAGCAUUUUGGCUUGAAGUGACAGAAAGGUUUAAUAUCUUCCUUCCUUUGCCUUCCAAAAGACUACAUUGCUUUUAAUUAGCUGUAGUCUCUUUGCUAAGUAGAAUGAAAUUGCCCAGCUGUGUAGGAGUUGUGGGCCAGCAGUAGGUGUUGGAAGCUGGAAGCACUGAGACACUCUUUCCAACAAAAGCAUUCAUAAGCCAAUCUCAUGUUGAGAGUGUUAAAUAGCAGCGGAUCACUUAGAUAAUUUGCAGAUCUGGAUUGUAACCAUAUGUCUUUAUCUGGCCAAAAUGUGCUGGGUUUUGGCUUUUAAACUUAAUUGUAGUAAGAUAUUGUUACUGAGAGUUUGCACAUUUCCCAGUGUGAUUGCAUGCUGUGAUCUAACAGCAAUGCCAUUCCUAUCUUUACCAAGAAUACUGGGUAGUGUUUUAGCUUCAUCCUUCCCUAGCAUUUGUUUGAUGGAUUAAUUUGGUUCUUUCUCUAGACUUAUUUGUGAAAGACCAAACAGCAAAAUCAAUGAGGGCCGUUUGACAAGCUGAUGAUCAUUCAUCGUGUGCAUAAAUUACUUUUUCUGCAGUGUUACACAGUCCCAAAGCUGCAUUUAGAGUGAUAUCACACAGUCUCCUCAUACUUACAGCUGACAUAACUGUGUGUUAUAAUUUAUGCAUAAGUGGACAGCAUGUUUAACUUUUAAGUUUCUUUAUGCCAUCUGGACUUCAUUUGGAAACACGAGCUGGAAAAAUGAGUGGAGAGUGAUGUAGCUUCUAAAUUUAACUCCUGAAUUAAGAUUAAACUGUUAAAUUGUUUCUUUUUUUGUGUGUGUGUGUAUAGUUGGUUCAUCCUUAAAAAUAGUCACACACAGGUAUUUAGCACUUGUGCAUAGAAAGAAAUCUGCCUUUAGUACUAAAAUUAAGUCACUUCUAACAACUACAUUCUCUCAGAUGUGCAACCCCAUCAUGACAGAAACACCUUAUGGCAAAAAAACAUUAAACAGACAAUUCUUUAAGAUCCUUUUUAUUCAAUAAAUCACAUAAUUUGUACAUUCAUUUUUUAUGUAUGAUCCUACAGUAAAAGCAAGAUACAAUAUUCUGCUGAUUUCACAAAACUUCAUGAGCAUUACAAAUAGUAACUCUAUUUUUACUUACCUUCUGAAUAGUUACUUAUUCAAGACUAAAUACAUAUGGAUUUUAAAUCUAAACAAAUGGUUUGAAAAUGGUCUAUAAUUUUUUUCUGUUUUACUUAGUUACAAAAGAACAAUUGUCCUAAAAAAAUGUGUAAAGAAGUUUUCUUACUCUACUGUUUGAUCAGCAGAAAUCAGGUGCUCUCCAUGUCAAAGAAAAAUCUUUCUCCCAUGUAUUUACUGUCAAAAUGCUUAGUUUGCUAGUCCUCUGUUGUCUUCAAGCUUUAAUUAGUUUUUCACUAGGUUCAGCAAAUUACUAGAAUGAGUAAUUUAAAUGUGGGUAACAGAGAAAUGACCAAAUUAUUAAGGACAAUGAGAACUAAAUCUUGUUGCAAAAGUUAUAGGAAAACUUUGUUAUAAAGUGUUUUUUCAGUAAAAUAGCAGAUGAAACUUCAUAUUCAAAUAAUGUGAGUAAAUCGUAUUUGGAAACAGCCUACAGAACAUGUAUUGCAUUGACAGUCCUGAAAUUAGCUAUUAGCAUUUAGACAGUAGAUCUUGGAGAAAUGCUGUAUUGUAGCCCCUUGAAAAUGUCUCUUCAAACUCAGCAACAGUCGAAAUUUGGCUCUAGUAAGCAAGAAUACUGAACAAACCAGAAAAUAUCAUCGUGGUGUUGCAUCUAUACUUGCAAGAAUAAAAAAGCUGGCAAUCAAGAGUAUGAGACAACUUCCAUAUAUGAGGAGAUGAAGUUCACUGACACAUUUCAACUUUGUAAUAAACAUACCUGAGCAAUAAUAACCCAGAAUUUUAUCUAACCUUGGGCAGUGUGGAAAAGAACACCACAGACUUUUUUGUGUGUGUAUGAUGAUGCAAAAAAUCAGGGUGUCAAACAUAACGCUUCAAACUGACAGCUUUAAAAAAAAUUAAAACUGUUAGAAAUUCUUUUACACAAGCAGGUUAUGAAAUCAUUUAAUGAAUUAUUGGCAAAAGUUCCCUGAAGUGCUAUCAGAGCAAAGGCAUAGACACAAGCUUUGGCUUGGAAAGUCCCUUUGCUGUUGAGGAAAUGUUGCUGCCUACCCUUGCUGAUUAACUAUCUCCUUAAGCAUCAGUUGCUGAUGGUGGUAGUCAAAGGCAGAGCAGUAAGUAGCAGACAUCGCAUCUGUCUGAAUUAUUUUCCUACUAAUGCAAUACACCAUGCACUUAUGGCUUUUAAGUAAAAAAUAUGUUUUAAGGGUUGUUUAAAGUACUUAAGUGCUUGAUUUAGUAGAUGAAGGAACUGAUUUGGUUAAAAAUAUAACAUCUGUAUAUGUUUCACAAAAGUGUCUUAAAAUUUGAACUACACUGGCCUGCCAGUCUAGGGGCUGGUUUUCUUUACUAUCAGCUUCACUAUCCUUGUUUUACCUUUUGAGCACAUAGGGACAUGCAGUUCUAAUGAACAGGGCCAAAUUGUAUGAGGUACAGUAGGAGCUCAUUCACAUUCAGGUUGUGCAGGGUGGUGAGAAAGUGCUAUUCUAUUAAUACUUGUCUGCAAGAAACAAUAACGUUUUACAAGACUGACUUUUAAUUAUGUCUUUUACUUGGGUGCGGAGCAAUCCCUGGAGGAUGACUUUUCACUUAUUUUAAAAUAGAAAGCAGCAGUGCAAAAAAAAUCAUAUUCAAGGUAGAAGCAGUAGAGAUUUGGAACUUGUUGGCUGACUUAUCUUGCUUGUUUAUUUUGAGCUGAAGGAAUACUAUGUCUGAGACAACCCUUAAGGAAGGCAGUUGUAAGUAUUAGAGAGUGGCAUCUUAAAGAAUUCUGAUUCUAUAAAGGGAAUAAUCAAGAUGAUGAUUUCCCAGCUUCGGAGUGAGGCAACUGAAGUUUUAUUCUUAGAAGUUCUUCGAUAAAGAAUUUGUAUGCAUAAUAUCAUUGUAUUUGGUUUCAUUAGUAGCAUAACUAUAGUGCACUUAGUAUUAAUAAAAACAAGAAUGCAUGUGACAUGGCUUUAAAGAAAAAGGUCUCCUAAUCCACAGGGCUUGUUUUUCAUUAUAUGGUAUGUACAGGCUUGGACAUCCAUGAACUACUACUAAAGCCUGAGAAAAGCAAUUUUGUAGUCAAUGGACUUGAAUUUGCAAUGCUUCCACUUAGAAAUUUUUAAGGGUCUGUUAAUUUCAGAAUAUCUGGAAAAAAUAAUUUAAUUUGGGCACUUUCUGUCUUCAACUGUUCUUUGCCAAUAACUAACGAAGUAUGUUAUGUUAGACAAGAAGCAGCAAAGGGGCUUUGUAUUCUGGUGUGCAUCCAGACCCACCUUAGACUCAGAGGGUUAUAAUGCCAGCAAGCCACGUGUGGCAUCAUGGAUUCUUUGCUUUGGAAAUAGGUGACUACUUAUGACAGAUGUUCCCACUGCAUGACCUUUCUGGAAAUGGGAGCAGCAAAUACAUUAAAUGCUUGUGUGGUGUGGGUCAACAUUAUACCAGAGUGUAGUUCUGGAUUCUCAGUAUUUAGUGAAAGAUGAUGCUGCAGCUGAGAAGCAGCAGACCAUGGAGCUGUGUUGUAGUUGCUGAGCUCUGGAGCCACCCAAAGUGCUCCUGGUGACUGGGGUUUGCUUGCUUGUAUUCCCAUUGGGUACAUAUACUAUUAAGAUAUUUGUGGGGUCUCUUAACUUUCUACCUUUUACUGACCGUUUUCAGGGUGCAGGGUGGUGGGUCAGUCACAUCAUUGGUUUCACCUAAUCAGAUUUGAUCUACUUGGAGUUAUGUUCUUCUGUGCAGCAGAAGGAGCAAAUAUUUCCCUAGGUAUCUGUAUAUGGCUUGUUGUCUUGUGGGUGUUUACUUGUUUGAAUGGUAUUCGAGUUGGAAGUCGGAGGUGGCUGCAGCAUUUUUGUUCCUUUGCACUGGUAAAACCCUAAAUAUAUUUUGGUUUUUAGAGAAAAAAAGAAAGAAAACACAGAAUUUAUGGCAGUGAUAAUUCUUCUCUGAAGUUUCAGCUUAUGAUAGGAAGAUUAUUUAGUGGUUUAUGCCAAGUGGACUAGCUGCAGCAGAAGACAGAAAAGGAAGUAGAAUAUUGAUCGCAUCAAAGCAAUCUGGAAAGUGCUGUUUUGUAAAAAAUUCCCUGCUGAAAAGUGUUCAGAUAUUUCCUCAUGGAAGAUGUUGAGGGACAGAGAGAAAGGCUGUUGUUUCAUAAUGAGCUUUUUGCUUUGGAAGACAUUUUUGAUGGGAAGAUGAAAUAUUUUGAAGGAAUUAUGCCUCAGACAAGUUUGAUAAUGAUAUGUGGGGAUGGUGAUUCAAAACUGUUAAUCUCUUUGUCCAGACUAUUGAUGCUUUCAAUUUGAUGCGUUUAAGCUUGUUAACUAAAGCAGAAGUACUGGAGGACACUGUAUAUAAUGUCCUUGUAAAACUAUAGUACCAAAAAUGUAAAUGCUUACAACAUUUUGACGAAUACUGAUUUCUAAAUUUUACAGGAAAGAAACACCUCCUAAAUAGUUUUCUCAAUACUCACAUAUUUUUUUUUUUCCUAGCUGUCAUAUUUGUAUGUGCGAUAACACUACAGUGACAUGAAUUACUCAUCCAGUGUUUUAUACGUGUGUGCAACAUGGGAUAAGCAUGGACAUCUGAUCCUGACCAUGUUUUUCAAACCAAGAUGGUUCCCCUUAGUUAUAUUUAAAAGAACUCUUAUUUGCAGGUAUUAAACUGCCUGUUUCUGUCUGUUGUGUGAAGAGCAUGAAAGCACAGUAGUAUCUGGCUGCUAGGGAAUACUGCAAUGCACGCUACUGAUAUUAAAUAAGACGUAAAUGUGCAGCCAAUAUUUGCCCUUUCAUGUGUCACCUGGAUGAGAUCAGCUCUCCCAGCUGAUACAGGGUUUCUGGCAAAGCCAGUCAGAAAGGUUUUCCCUGGGUAAAGAACAAAGAAAGGCAGCAGAACUCUCUUCCUGUUCUGCAGAGUACUAACAGGGAAAAUACACCAUCACAGGAAGACUUUGUGGUUGAUGCUCAGAUAAUCAAAGUGGGAUGAAAACUAUGUGGAUGUAGUCUGACAGUCUUUCUUUUUAAAAGCAGGGCUGCCCAAAAGUCUGUUGAGUGUACCAGUCUUUGAAAGGGAAGCAAAGAUAAAAAACAGGUGGCCAGUAUAAAUCUAAUAAUGGCUACAUUUGAGGCUUUACCUGUUAUUUUAGGGAAAGAAUAAAUAAGUGUAUAGAAAUUUCAUUUAUUUCAUAAUCCUGCAUGCAGACACAACCUGCAGAGGGUAUUUUCAAAAUAAGGAUUGAUUCUCAACCUGUUGGGCUCUGUGGUUUAAUGUCAUAAUCCAUUAGUAAGCUAAGACUUGUAAGAGACUAUUAAAAUGUUAAAAGUUUUUAAUAGUUGCCAGAUAGUAUGAUCUGAGUUUAUUGCAAAUAUUUCAUUGUAAUUAAAAUAAAAGGCAUUUUUAGGAUACUUAAAUGUUAGCAAAAAUACAAGUUCUGAAAGCUCUUACUACUUUUUCAAGAAACUUGAGUAGCAUCAUUCUCUCUGUUAAAAUUUUAUCUAACAGGAAGUACAACACAAAUCAAUUAAAUUCCUCUGGUAUUUGAAACUGGAGAUUGAAUGCAUCUUAGGCCUAUAAUUUCAGUAUUUCACUGUGGUAUAUAGCAUCUAGCAAAGGAUUUCUGCAAGAUCAGAAAUAGUAUCUCUAUAAGCUCAGAAAUACUAGUAGUGGCCUUCUAUAAUUUGGUUUCCUUCUAAUUGUUCUUAUUGUUAUAUCUGCUCAGUUUCUGGAAGGAUUUAGUAUGAUGGAGGCAACCCUCCCCCCAAACUUAAUUAACCAGUUCUUUACGUGACCAAUUAGACAUGCUGAAUUUCCAGUGAAAUACAAUGUUUCAUCCUAACUCUUCAUGCUUAUGUUAUCCAGCUGUUACCUGUAAACUGAAAGAGGAUGUUGCUAUAGUGAAUGGUUCCUAAUAAAAUUCAAAUUAAAUAGUCACCUCCAUUACAGAUUAAAAACUCAGGUUCAGCAAUUAUCCAAAGAGCUCUACUUCACUGAAAACCUGCAAUCAUUUACCUACUCCUUUCCUUUCCUGCCUGAAUUUACAGCUCUCUCUCACAGACACUUAAUUUAGAUUUACCUUAAGUUGUGCCCUAAAUUGUUUCCAUUAUCUCAACCUGGAGCAUCCUCUGUCUAUUCCUGGAAUAUGAUAUCAUUAUUUUUGAGCUGCAUUACCUACAGUGUAUGCUGUCUUUUCUACAUUGAAAAUUUUCAAGAAAAACCUUUUUCAGUUCCUGUUAGUUAAAUGUGGAAGGAGGAGGUCUGUGUCUGAUGUAUUAAUUCCAGUUAUGGUAAUGGUCUUUGAAGAACAUUCUCAUUUAUUCAUAGGUUAUACCAAGUUUUUUGAUGUCCAAUGUAAUGUUUAUAAUACAGAGUUACACUGUGUUUUGUAGAUUAAUAAGUAGUGAUAGGUGGAAGAAGUAUGGCCAUGUAAUAAUAAUCAAAAUUUUGGCCUUAAUCAGAAUUAUUUUGAUAGGCAUAGCUGAAAAUUUUUCUUAUUCCUGAGUUACUGUCUCUAUAAGGAUCCCAGUUUACUGGUUUAGCAUUUCUAGUGAAAAGGUUCAUGUAUUCAGAGACUAGGUUAAAAACCCAUGGGAAUUAUUUUCUCAGAAAGGCAUUUUUCUUGUCACACAACCACGUGCCUUAUAUGAUCUCCCCUUUAGUAAUCCAAGCUUGUUUUGAUUUAUUGUCAUUCUUUAGGAAGCCAGAUUUCCAUAAAAUAAUGGAAGUUCUUUCACUAUGCUUGCUGAAAAUUACCUCUUUUUAACGACUGUAACCCUGCAGAGACUCUGGACCAAAAUCUUUAGAGUAGAGGGUUAAUCUGUGUAUCAGAAGAAGACAAGAUUAAACAGCAAAUUAGGAUCACAAACUAUUCACAUAAUAACUACCUGCAACCUGGGAGUUCUUCAUUUCCACUAAAACUUCUGAACUGUGGAUUUACUUUAUAUUCUUGGUGUGACAGCAGUUUGAGAAUGAAUGGUUGUUGGCACUGAAUUUGUGCAUGAAGUGUUAGAUAUAUGCUACUGACAACAUGCCUAAUGUGCAAGAUGCUUUUGGGCCAUUUUGGAAGCAAAUUUUGCCUUGGACUUCUGUAGAGGUACAAUGCAAGCAGUUCCUUUAAACUGAAAAACUCAUCUUAUUGAUCCACAACGCAAACAUGACCUCAUGCUCUGAGGGACUGCUAAAGCUCUGGCUCUACUUGUCAAAGGUGAAAUUACUGGGGCUGAGGCCAAGCUCGGGAGAAUGUGAAUGAAGAAAAAGCUGAAGGCCUAAUUUGAUUUUCUGUCUGGAGCUGGUGCCUCAAGCCUCUGUAGGCAUAAGCAUUAGGAACAGAAGGAAGGAAGAGCUAGUACUAACUAUCAAGGAGGUGGUGCAGCUAAUUGGAAUUUAAUUUACAGGCAGUGAUAGUGGUCCAUCAUUGCCACCCUCUGCGUAAGUGAUGGGCCAGGUCAUUUACGGCAAUGAGAAUCACUUGGCCCGGGACCAAGAGAAGGAGUGCAAAUGUGACUCUGUUCAUCUCUCAUUCCUGAAAGGGAAAGCAUAAGAAGAUACAGAAUUUUUCAAAGUUGCUCCAGAAUAUUGUGUCAGAUCACAUCCAUAUCCAGUCAUUCCUGCUUCCUGUUCCACUUAAGAGAAAGCCGUUGGAGAAACAGUCAUGGCCUGACAUGUAGAGUUACUGCUGCAAGGCUGUUGCAUCCUCAAAUUACUGGAGAAAAGUGGGUUUUGGCCAUGAAUCCAGCCAGGAACCUUUAGGAACUGCUGGAGUUUGCUUUGCUGACACAGAGCCUGGCAUUUCAUUAGGUGAUUUUCAAAACCCCAAAGGAUGGGAAACCUUUUGACUUAUCCAGCAUAACUUGGUGUUUGCAAAGAUUUCUUAACUUUUCAGUUUUCAAGCUUUCCUCUAUGUUUCCUUAAGGAUUUUGGAAGACCAAAAUGAUUGCAGUCUGAAAGUGAGCAGAGAAACCUAUUUGUUUUACCAGCAAAGAAACAGAAGCAAUGGUUGUAUCUAAAAUAACUCAGUUUGGAACUCUGCCCUCUUUGAAAUGUAUGUUUGUAGCUGCCCUUUAUGUUGCUCGCAUCACCUUCGAUGAGAACGUGGAUAGACUUGCAUUCACCACCUUCUCUCAAGCUAUUUGCCAUAUAUAUUGCUCUGUGAGGCUAGCCAGUAAGAAAUUCCCGGUUUACAGGAAGGCAGGUAGAGCCUGUGUACCUUAUCAAGCAUUGUGUUUACUUCACUGGUUGGUUUGAACCACAAUGUGAUAGCAGAGGUCCAGUUUUGGUACAUUACUCAGGCAUGUCUUAUAACCUAAUGACCUUGAAGGUGUUACUGAAUUAAUACUAAGCAUGCACUUCUGUACUUUGCUAAGUGAGCCUAAUUGAUCAAACGCUGUCUGGGGUGAUCAAUCUGUUGAAGGUGAAUAACUUCUAUUUCACUGUCAUGAGGUAGGAUUUUUGCUGUUCACUGAAAAUUAUUACGUUGCUUUACCAAGGCUUCUGUUGAUUACAUAGAUUUUUUUUUUUUAAUUAUUCUUUUUAUUAUUUAUUUAGCUUAUUAAGGAGUAGAAAAGAUUAUUUUGGAUUUUAUACAAUUUGCAGAGAAGAAAAAUAAUGACUUUACUCUAAAUGCAGGAAAGGAUUCUCUUUUCCUGAUACAUUUGAAAUGUAAUUUUGCCUGGCAAUUAGAGCCUAUGAGAGACUGACUGGCUGGGUAUAUCAGGUUAUGGCCAUAAUCAGGCAGAGUCCACUUUAAUUAAUCUGAUUAUUAUACAUUUUGUGGUACUCUAAAAUUGUUUAGUUUCCCUGUCAUUUAUUAAGAAUAAACGUCUCUUCUACCUAGGGAUGAUUGUAUAAUGCAGAAUUAUUAAUGGUUAGUCAUAAGAAACUAAUCAAGUUAGAGGCAACAUGGAGUGAGGGAAUGAGCACAGAACCAGGAGAUCAGUUCUUCUGUUAAUUUGAUACAUGAUCCUGGAAAAAAAUCACUUACUGCUCACUGCAGUCUUUUGAUUUUCCUUUAGCUAAAGAAGCAAUAUUAAUACCCUGGCAAAGGAGGGAAAUAGGUAUUGGGAGAAUCAGCUAAUGAACAUAGUUAUGGUUAAAAAGUUAAUGUUUCAAAAAGUCUUAUGUUUAAAAAAAAUCCAAUAUUGAUGUGUAUAUCUGUGUGUUUACCUGUGUAUACAGAUAAUUAAUAACAGAAUUGGAGAACUGAUUAUGCUAUUUACACGUUUAAUUGGCAAUCCAUUUGUUUGGGAGGAACUUUAUUAUCUACUUAAUUUUUUCUUAUAACCAAUAAUACCUAGGUUAAUUUAUUUUCACAAAACCUGCCCAAGGAAGUGAAGAGGAGAUUAAGGCCAAAACUGACUAUUAUGGUAAUUUACUCUAACUCCCAUAAAAGAGAAGCCAAAGAAUGUUCUUCCAGUAUCUUCUAUGUCAAGGCACUAUAACAUUUCCUGUUUUUUAAUGGGUGAAAUAAAGUCCAAGGAGAAGAAUCAACUCUGGUUUUUCAGACUUUUAGAUAUACAUGUAAUUCAAAUUAGAAUAAGUAAAAUUUUACUUCCUCAUAACUGCUCUUUGACUUAUUUGUGUCGAAAAAAGAAAUUCACAUGUAUCGAAGGUUUGUUUUUUUUCAGUAGCUUGCCUAAGGUGACACAGCAUAGAAGGAGGCUAGGAGCAGAACUUGGUUCUUUUGGAGUCCUCAUUUGUUCCAUGCAAUUGUAAGGUUCUAUGGCUGAUAAAUAACUUGGACUAACCUGUGGUGCAAGCUUUUUUAAAUUAAAGGCUCAAGCACCAAGAUAAACCUUAUUUAUUGUGUAAAAACUGACUUGCUCUCAUGCUGAUGAAGCACUGUAAUUUUUGGCCACCACAGUUCUUUCCUCCAGCAUGUGAAAUACUGUUUGAAGAAAAGUGAGUCCUGAAACAAGAGAGUCUCAUUGGCGUUAUGCGUUCCUUAUCAAGCAAUUUUACUUUUCUAGUAGCAAAUGUUAAAAAUUGCGGAGUUGUAGAAUAAUUUAAGGUAGAAGGGUUGUCUGGAGGCAAUCUUGUCCAAGCUGCCCUACAUCUCAGCACCUGCCCAAAACAGGGCUAACUUCAAAGUUGUGGCUAAUUUCAGAGUUAGAUUAUGUUACUAUAAAAUGUGUGUAAUUCCCAUCUUCCUAACAGUUAAUUAUGGUGGGGCUUCUUAUCUGACACCAUCUGGAGAUUCUUGUGAUUUAGUCCUCUCCUGACAGCCUCAAUAACAGUGUAAUCCAGUUGUGUCAGUCCUUGAUCAUCUCGUUUACAUUUUCCCAGACACCAAACUUUGCUUAAUACACAUGUGUUUGCGGGGAUAAAUUUUGGGCAGGAAACAAAAAAGGGAAAUAUUUGCCUUGUAGACUGCCUCACCCUUUUGACUAAGCUACAAAUAAUACCCACAAUAUUGAUUUACUACAGUGCAAUCAAAAGCAUAAUUCAGUAUUCUAUGUUUAAAUAACAUUUAAUGCCUAUUUUUUGUCCCCUGGGAAAAAAGAGGCACAGGAAAAAAAAACAGAUUCCAGGAAUAUUUCUGGCCCUUUUUCCUUAUCUUUUUGACUUCAGGAACUACUUUCACAGCCUACUGAUCAUGCAUGGGAAAUAGAAAUUUAUCGCUCAUGUAGGAAUUCUGCAAGUUGUACACAUUCCCUUACCACAUUCCCUUACCCUGGUGAACGUUUUUUCUAUUCUGCAUUAUGUAUUUUACGUUUGUUUUGCAUACACUCAAGAUAUACACUUGGUAAAAAUUACCACAUUCGACUUCCAUUUCUUACCUCUCAGUUUAUCACUCUACCAAAUUUGAGCUUGAACUUUCUUCCACAGUCUUUUUAGUGUGUUGUAGCUUUAUUUAGACUAUGGCUCAGUUAUUUGGUGUAGAAAUGGCAUAAUGCUGUCUCACUUUAGUAGAUUCAUCCCAAGAGGAAGAUGAGGUCAGGAGGAUCAGAACAACAUACAGAACAGCACUUGUCCAUAGGUUUACUGGAAUCUUGUUCUAGUGUCAUCCCUUGGACUAAACCCUCCUCAGCAGUAGGAUGCAUUAGGUGCACUCAUGGAGCAUGUCUUUUGAUUUAUCUUCGUCAGCAGGAAAUCCAUUUCAUCAGCUCUGAGACUAUGCUGUGAACUGAAGUGCAAAGUGGGGACAUACAGGAGAUCUGCUUCAAAACUGGACUCCUGAUCUGGACUAGGAUACUACUGUAGACAUGCUCUUAGUCACUUAACACAUAUAACUUGGAAGGUCCUGAAUACUUGUCUAUGAGGUAGUCUUAGGAUUGGUCAUGAAGUAAACAAAGGUGAUGCGUGGAAGGAGUCAUUCCCUAGAGUUACAUUGGCAUAAGUGAUAUCAGAAGCAGGCUGUUUGGGUUUACUGUUACAACAGAGCAGAACUUUGUGCAUAGCAGGUGAAGCAGUUACUGUAGUUAUCUUUGUAGUAUUUGUGUCAAAGUUUUAGUUAGAAUUAAAAUGAAAGGAAGCUGUGCCAGAAAUGCUCAAUGAAACUGCAGUUUAGAAAACUCAGCUUUCAGACUUCUGCCAGAUCAAGCCCGCUGCAACCACAUGACACAUUUUCUAAACUCACUGAGAUAAGCUCCCAAAACAUUGACAGGAGCUUUGUUCCAGCAGGCUUCAUGCCUCAUUGCGUAGCAUCUGUUCUUCUGCAGCCAGCAUAAACACAUUUACACUGUACAGUAUGCCUUACUGAAUUCUAGCGCAGCGCCACAGAGUAUCUGUGCCUGGUUUAUCUGGUCCUGCUGCUGACUAAACCAACAGUGCACAGAUCCAGCCCUUAAUAUCGUGACACCAUGGCUGCAGGACGCUCACAUAGGCCUACUUUGGUUCUUCGGUAAUGCUGUUUAUUAAACUUGCAGACCUAAUUUAUCUUAAUAACACUUGUUGAAAUAAAUUUUAAUGACAACAGGGGUGGGUGGUUCUUUCCAGUUUUUCCCUCUGUGGCUUUUGCAAAAUGACUUUUUAAUGACUUCUAAGACAUCUAUCUAUAAUAAGUAUUAGUAGUUCAUACUUUCAGAAAACUCUUCCUCUACCUGAACAGGAAAUACUCAGCUUCCACAGGAUGUGCUGCUUUCCACAGGUGUAAAAGUGCAAGUGAAUACUCUGCUUUUGAAUCGUAGAAUGGUCUCUGCUUUGAAAGAGAAGAGCAACAGAUAGGAAUAAUAAGCAGUUAAACAUUGAAUAGUUUAUAAAGUGAAAAAAAUUUAAAUGCAUACAGUUUUUCUGUCCUGAGUUGUUUCUAAGGGUGUGGUUUUGGUCUGAAUUGUUAGUGAUAAAAUAUUGAGUAUGUGUAUUAAUUGGUUUGGACAGAUUUCCUUCCUUUCCACAAACAUACACUAACGGACUUUACCUGAUUUCACAGUUAUACAAAAACAAGUUUUAGAAUCACCUAUUACUUAUAUGGGUAAUAAAAUCUUUAACAUUUUCUGAGGGCUCUUAUGACACAGUAAUUCUGGUCCAGCUAAUGCAGUGACAUCUUUCAGUUAGUAGUGUUCUGACGAGUACUCUCCCUGAAAUCCAUACAGUAAGCUACUUCAAAAAUAUUAAAUCUGUUGACUAUUUAGGUACUGACCUGUGAGCCCUCAUAUAAUAAUAAACUUAUGCAAUGGUAUUAUGCUUUUCCAAAGAAUUCCAUUAACUAUGCUAUCCCUAUUUGUUCUUGUGCAGAAUUUGCCAUUACAGUUACAUGUGACAUGAGAAAAGAUGUCUGUUUUCUUAGUAAUGAAAACAUUGUAUAAAUACUAAAAAAAUAAAAUUAAAUCUCUUUGAAUAUAUACGUUUUUCUGAUUAAGCACUUAAAACUCUAAGAUAUUUUUUUUUUCCUCCCUUCAGUAACAGGAGAAAAUAAAAAUCUGAGAUUAAAAUAUAUUUCACUUUUAUUAAAUGGAACGUAAGCAAAAACAACUUUUUUUUUUUUUAA